Messenger RNA from Maylandia zebra (zebra mbuna), 453 nucleotides. The record is from RefSeq and is a predicted model, not a curated record. Lineage: Eukaryota; Metazoa; Chordata; Actinopteri; Cichliformes; Cichlidae.
UGUGCAGGGGCCGAAGGGAUCUCGUGGGCCCAAAGGGUUUCAAGGUCAUCUUGGUCAUGCAGGGCGUCAUGGUCAGACUGGAGAACCUGGACUUCCUGGACAAGUGUAUAUCCUACCAGGCAUGGAGGGAGAAACAGGAAACCCAGGUCCUCCAGCCACAUGCAACUGUUCACAGGUUCAGAGCCCACAACGAUUGGUGGACAGCGUGCACACGGUGUUUGUUGCGGAUGGAGAGAAAGCGAUGAGAAGGCUGCGCGUGGAGAAUGUGAUGGUGCUUCGCACGGACAAAAAGGCUCUGUACAUCUACACUGAGUCUCAGUGGAUCAACGUAUUGGUAACACACAGCAACAAUUGAAUGGAAACACAAGAUCCAACACACAAUACACAACUGUCUGAUGUUUAAUGAAGAGUCUCUGUGUUGCUCUCUGUCCACACAAACACACGAUUUGAGUG